AGAGUAGUGGAGUGAGAGUGUGAGACACUCACUUAAAUAGCGGCGGCUCAAAGGCGAUGCCAUUGCCACCACCUCGCUCUCUCCUUCCUUCUCCGACCAUCCGCUCCCACUCCGGCGGCCGGAGUCCGGCCGGGAGAGGUCGCACUCAUGGCUGUCUAGCCGGUGAGCCGCUCAUCGGCGGUCGUACGUCAUCGCUAGCUAAGUAGCUAGGGGGUCGAACGGUUGUGGGUUUGAUGGAGGCAGAGGACGAGUACUCGGCCGGGUGCUCCUUCUCCCUCAUGUGCCAGGAGGAUAGCACCGACCUCGACGACGACGGCGGCGGCGGUGGCUGCUUCGCCGGCGACGGCCGCGCCGACCUGCUCCUGGUUUACAAUGCCGCCGCCGCCGCCGACGACGAGGAUGAGGAGGAGGUGGAGGAGUACAUGGACCAUCUCGUGUCCAAGGAGAGCAGCUUCUGCUCCUCUUCUUCUUCUACGUCGUCGUCGUCGUGCUGCUUCUCCGACGCCGGCGGCGAGUCGGCGGCGGCGGCGGCGCCGAUGGACUGGUUCGCACUCGCGCGGCGCGCCACCGUGAAGUGGAUCCUCGAGACGCGAGGGUGCUUCGGAUUCUGCCACCGCACGGCGUACCUGGCCAUCGCCUACUUCGACCGUUUCUGCCUCCGGCGAUGCAUCGACAGGUCGGUGAUGCCGUGGGCGGCGCGGCUGCUGGCGGUGGCGUGCGUGUCGCUGGCGGCGAAGAUGGAGGAGUACCGGGCGCCGGCGCUGUCGGAGUUCCGCGCCGGCGUCGGCGACGACGGCUACGAGUUCAGCUGCGUCUGCAUCCGCCGCAUGGAGCUGCUCGUGCUCUCCACGCUCGACUGGCGCAUGGCCGCCGUCACGCCGUUCGACUACCUCCCCUGCCUCUCCUCCAGGCUCCGGCGACACGUCGGCGGCGGCGGCGGCGCGGGCGCGUCCGCCGCCCUCAUCUUCUCCGCCGCCGAAGCGGCGAGCGUGCUCGACCACCGGCCGUCCACGGUGGCCGCCGCCGCGGUGCUCGCGGCGACACACGGCGCGCUGACGAGGGAGGCAUUGGAGUCCAAGAUGAGCGGCCUCUCCCCAUCUUUCCUCCUCGACAAGGAGGACGUGUUCGCGUGCUACAGCGCGAUGCUGAGCCAGCCAACUUCACCGGCGAGCAAGUCGACGACGACGACGACCGGCAAGAGAUCGUCGUCGUCGUCGUGCUCCGAGUCCACCGACGCCGCGAGUUCAUACGACGCCACCGCCGCCUCCUUCCCGGCGGCGGCGAGCUGUGGCAGCAAGAGGAUGAGGCUGGAGCUGCCGGGAGGCAUCCUCCGAUGAGCGGCGGCGGCGGCCGGGACACGCAUGGUUUUUGUCCGUCGUCUCGAGCACGUCAUCACCAUUUCUCUUCCAAUUUCCUUACAAAUUUUUUUCACUUCUUUGAUCGAUGCAACAGCAUUUGCCAAACAAUUUGUUCUUGGCAGUGCGCUCGCUGAUCGAUCCCGGAUUGGAUUGGCUUGGUUAAAUUAAUCCCAGCAGCACGCGAGAUCGAGAGGAUCAAACAAACAAAAACACCAAAAAAAACACAAAGGAUAUCAAGAUCGAUGGAGCUUGAUCGAGCUUCUCCUAAGGAGAGGAGAAAACUCAAACUGCUCGUGUGAGACAGUGACAGAGUGAGUGAGAGUGAGAGUGUAUCACUGUACACAAGGAUGGAAGAAAAAAAAAACACUUUAGCCUGCACAUUGCACUCACACUGCACUUCCCGGGAAGGAGUCAAGAAGAAGAGAGAGAAGCUGAAGAACAGUGCUACUAGGAACAGUAGCUGCAGAUAAAAACGAUGGGAGUAAUGUCUAAUCCGUCUGCCAGUUCAAUGCAAGCGAAGGAGAGAGCAAAGAAAGCUGUUGCUGCAGCAGCUGCAAGUACCAUGGUCCAUGGCCUUAACUCUGAUUUGAUCAAAAGCCUUCUCCUGCUCAAAGUGAGUGUGUGUGUGUGUGCGCGCGCAUGUUGCUACUAUGGCGGCGCCGGUGCAUGGCUGCCAAAUGCAUGUGGCUGCUACACUGGUUGCCUGUAACCUGUAGUAGUGAGCUACUGCCAUUGUUGUAGCCUUUGCAACUUUGCAUUGUAUUUUCUUGAGUGUGUGUGAGAGAGAUGGAUAAUUCAGACAGAGUUUGUAGGGUUCUUGGUUGCAAGCUUUUCCAGUC
Messenger RNA from Oryza sativa Japonica Group (Japanese rice), 2197 nucleotides. The record is from RefSeq and is a predicted model, not a curated record. NCBI's taxonomy places the organism in Eukaryota, Viridiplantae, Streptophyta, Magnoliopsida, Poales, Poaceae.